CUUCAGCCUGGUGGUGCUACCAAACCCCUAGGGCAGGUUAAGCAGAAUUGGGACUGGUGGGCGAGGCAGAGGCACCCAGGGCAUGUCCCACUGACCCUGCUCCCUUCCCAGGAUGAUCCCGAUGGGGAAGAAAUCGAGCGGGAGAAGUCCAACUCCCUAAAGCUGGAGUUCACCGACGACGCCAACUUCAAGACCAAGGUUAACUACUCAUAUGCUGCCGUGCAGAUCCCCACUGACAUCUACAAAGGCUCCACCGUGAUCCUCAACGAGCUGAACUGGACGCAGGCACUGGAGGACGUUUUCAUUGAGAACCGCAAGGAAGACCCCUCCCUACUCUGGCAGGUCUUUGGCAGCGCCACCGGCGUCACCCGCUACUACCCUGCCACCCCAUGGAGAGCACCCAAUAAGAUCGACCUGUACGACGUGCGCAGACGGCCCUGGUACAUCCAGGGUGCUUCAUCCCCAAAGGACAUGGUCAUCAUCGUGGAUGUGAGCGGCAGUGUGAGCGGCCUCACCCUCAAGCUGAUGAAGACCUCAGUCCACGAGAUGCUGGACACGCUCUCGGAUGAUGACUACGUCAACGUGGCCUCGUUCAACGAAAAGGCAAAGCCGGUGUCAUGCUUCAAGCAUCUGGUGCAGGCCAACAUCCGCAACAAGAAGGUCUUCAAGGAGGAUGUGCAGGGCAUGGUGGCCAAGGGCACAACUGACUACAAGGCUGGCUUCGAAUAUGCCUUUGACCAGCUGCAGAAUUCUAACAUCACGCGUGCUAACUGCAACAAGAUGAUCAUGAUGUUCACGGAUGGCGGUGAGGACCGGGUGCAGGAUGUCUUUGAGAAGUACAACUGGCCCAAUAAGACGGUGCGUGUCUUUACCUUCUCUGUGGGGCAGCACAACUAUGACGUGACCCCGCUGCAGUGGAUGGCGUGUGCCAACAAAGGUUACUACUUCGAAAUCCCCUCUAUUGGUGCCAUCCGCAUCAACACACAGGAGUACCUGGAUGUGCUGGGCAGGCCCAUGGUGCUGGCUGGGAACCGUGCCAAGCAGGUGCAGUGGACCAACGUCUACCAGGAUGCUUUGGGACUGGGGCUGGUGGUGACGGGCACACUGCCUGUGUUCAACCUGACAGAGGACAACAGCGACAGGAAGAACCAGCUCAUCCUGGGCGUGAUGGGGAUCGAUGUGGCGCUGAACGACAUCAAGAAGCUGACACCACGAUACAAUCUGGGCGCCAAUGGCUACGUCUUCGCCAUUGAUUUGAAUGGCUACGUGCUGCUGCACCCCAACCUGCAGCCCCAGAUCAUCAAUUUCCGUGAGCCCGUGACACUGGACUUCCUGGAUGCCGAGCUGGAGGAUGAGAACAAGGAGGAGAUCCGGAGAAGCAUGAUUGAUGGGAACGAUGGGCAGAGGUUCAUCAAGACACUCAUCAAGUCGUUGGAUGAGCAAUACAUCGACGAGGUGUUCAGGACCUACACGUGGGCUCCCAUCAAAAGCACCAACUACAGCCUGGGACUGGUCCUGCCCCCCUACAGCACCUACUACAUCCAGGCCAACCUCAGUGACCAGAUCCUGCAAGUGAAGUAUUUUGAAUACCUGCUGCCCAACAGCUUUGAGUCGGAGGGACAUGUGUUCAUUGCUCCCAGAGAGUAUUGCAAAGACCUCGACUUGUCAGAUAACAACACCGAGUUCCUGGAGAACUUUAUUGCCCUCAUGGAAAAGGUGACCCCAGACUCCAAGCAGUGUGACAAUUUCCUCCUGCACAACCUAAUCCUGGACACAGGCAUCACGCAGCAGCUGGUGGAGCGCGUCUGGAAGGACCAGGACCUCAACACGUACAGUCUCCUGGCUGUUUUCGCAGCCACAGAUGGUGGCAUCACCCGUGUCUUCCCAAACAAAGCCGCAGAUGACUGGGAGGAGGAGCCGGAGCCCUUCAAUGCCAGCUUCUACCGCAGGAGCCUAGAUAACAAGGGCUACAUAUUCAAACCACCCUACAGGGAUGAUGGGUACCAGGGGCUGGAUCUGGAGAACAACACCAUUGGGAUCCUGGUGAGCACCGCCGUGGAGCUCAGCAUCGGGGGCAAGACGCUGAAGCCAGCAGUGGUCGGGGUGAAGCUGGACCUGGAGGCCUGGGCGGAGAAGUUCAAGGUUCUGGCAAGCAACCGGACAGACCGUGACCAGCUGGGCUCCCGCCGGUGUGACCCCUCGAGCAGCUGUGAGAUGGACUGUGAGGCCAACAACAAGGACCUCAUCUGCGUCCUCAUUGAUGACGGUGGCUUCCUGGUGCUCUCCAAUCAGGAGGAUCACUGGUACCAGGUGGGCAAGUUCUUCAGCGAGGUAGAUGCCAACCUGAUGUCUGCCCUCUACAACAACUCCUUCUAUGCCCGCAAAGAGUCCUACGACUUCCAGUCCGUCUGUGCCCCUGAGGCCCAGAGCAACACAGGCGCUGCACCACGUGGUGUCUUUGUGCCCACCGUGGCCGACCUGCUGAACCUGGCCUGGUGGACCUCGGCGGCAGCCUGGUCCCUCUUCCAGCAGUUCCUCUAUAGCCUUACCUACAGCAGCUGGUUCCAGACAGAGGACGUCAUGGCAGAAGGCAUGGAGGCGAGGGAGACGAGCUGCAUCAUGAAGCAGACGCAGUACUACUUCAGCACCGUCAACGCCACUUACAACGCCAUCAUCGACUGCGGGAACUGCUCCAGGCUGUUCCACGCGCAGAGGCUGGCCAACACCAACCUGCUCUUCGUGGUGGCUGACAAGCCCCUGUGCAGCCAAUGCGAGUCCGUCAAGCUGCUGCAGGCUGAGGUCAGGGCUCCCCCGAGAGACCCGAACCAGUGUGAGCUGGUGGACAGGCCCCGCUACCGGAAAGGCCCCCACAUCUGCUUUGACUACAAUGCAACAGAAGAUACCUCAGACUGCGGCCGAGGGGCAUCCUUCACCCCCUCCCUCGGGGUCCUGCUCUCCCUGCAGUUGCUGCUCCUCUACGCCAGCACCAGCCGGCACCCGCUGCCCCCGGCCGCCUGCCUUUAACCCACGCCCGCCGCCCUCCUGUUCUCUCAGCCUCCAUCUCCAUUCCCUUUCCAAGGCCCGGUGGGAUGGGAGCAACCUCCCCACAGCCCCAUGGCCUCGGGGCCGCGCUCCCCAUGGCCACAUCCAAAGAAGAGCUGGGGUGUGGGCAGGAGGCCCCCCAGCCGGGACGGCAUCCGGCCCCCCACGGGCACUUGGACUCCGAAAGCCCCCUCUGGCUGCCCCCCAUCACUGCAGCCCCCCCUCGCCUAUUUUUUUAGCCUCAAGAUUUUAAACCAGAUCUUUUUACAUCUAGUUCAGCCUGGAGAACGAUGGUGCGUGUUGUCAGUGACAAAGACACGUGGGAUAAAAGGGGAAAAAAUUACACACAAAAAAAAAGGGAAGAGGAGUUGGCCUGCCUGUCCUGCUCAGUGUGGUCACGGGGAUGCCGGCCCUCGGGCUGCAGGAGGACAGUGGUUGCAGUGUCCCUGCGGCACGGGGCUCAGUGCGGGGAGCCACGUGUCACCUUCACCGGGACCGGACCAAGCCCAUGGUCCCCACCCUCAGCUCAUCUGCUCUCAUUCAUGUGUCUUGGGCACAGAUAUUGGGGUGAAAAGGAGAAAAAAAAAAAACACAAAAAUUGUAUUUUUUUUCUUUUCUGUUCUGCAGAUCACUGUGAAACCUUUCCCAUCCGUCUGCCCCAGCUCUGCUUGGCCCCUCUGUUCCGCCCUGCAAAAGAAACCGCACACCAGCCAGCGGGACAGGGCAGGACAUGUGUCCCCAAAUGGGACACUCUGAGCGUCCCCAAAAGGGACAUGCCACGUGUCCUCAGAUGGGAUGCACUGUGUGUCCCCAAAGAGGACGUGUUUUGUGUCCCCAAACGGGAUGCACUGAGCAUCUCCAAAUGGGACGUGCUGUGUGUCCCCAAACAGGAAGAACUGAGUGUCCCCAUAUGGGAUGCACCGUGUGUCCUCAGAUGGGAUGCACCAUGUCCCCAGACGGGAAGCACAGUGUGUCCCCAGAGGGGACAUGCCACUUGUCCCCAGACGGGAUGUGCCAUAUGUCCCCAGACAGGACGUGCUGCCUGUCCCCAAACGGGACACACCUUGUGUCUCCUGACGGGACGUGCCACCUGUCCCCAGCCCUGUGUUCCCAGCAGGGCCGUGCCAAGUGCCAGGUGCUGUCAGCUCCUCGCUGGCUGUCCCCAGCCCCGGCCCCACCGGCGUUUGGGGGGACAGGAGUGGGCACAGGGCCAGCCGGAGGGGCUGGGGAGGCGCUGAUAAGCGCUGGGGUUAAUUAAUGGUCAUUCUGCUUGUAGCUUUCUCAGUCAGUGUGUGUUUGGUUACUGUCUCUGGGAACCGUGUUUGAACAGAUGGCUCUGUGUUACCAGGAGUGUGUGUACUGCUGUAGUCUAGUUAGGUGCUCCGCGAGAAACCGCCACUAUACAGAACUAUAAAUAUAUACAUAUCUAGUCUAUUUUAAGUUAAAACCAAGAGACGAAGGGACGGCGCAGCCCCGGCCCCCUGCCCCACCAGCGCCGUGUCCGCCCCUUCCCCACCCCGAAAGCUUCUCUCUGCUCAUUCAAAGGCUUUGGGUUUUUAAUUGGUUUAAUUUAAUUUAUUUUUAAUUUGUUCUUUUCUUUUUGUACAGAAGAGUUGGAAAACUUCAAAAACCAACAAAACGACAAUUUGUAAGAUAUUGUGCGUGUGACUCCUUGUAAAAUAUUUUCAAAUGGUUUAUUACAGAGACUCAGUUAUUAAAUAAUGUUCAUAUUUUCACUUCA
Molecule: messenger RNA, 4783 nt
Organism: Meleagris gallopavo (turkey)
Lineage: Eukaryota; Metazoa; Chordata; Aves; Galliformes; Phasianidae
Source: RefSeq, a predicted model, not a curated record